AGACGCCUGAAGAACGCUCCCGCCGAGCGGCACAAGGCUGCAGACUAGACUGCACGGCGAGGCCAAUAGCACCGCAGAACGCAAGGACACAACGUCAGCGCAGUGAAGCCACCGAUAUAGUGCUGCAACGUAGCGAUCAAAUUUGCAAUCGCUGCCUGCGCCACAACGCCACAAAUUGCAAGAGAGCAGCAGAGCACAGCAGCAAGAAGCGCGACGCACAAGAAAGAUGGGCAAGCGCAAGAAGACCCCUUCGAAAAGCAGCCAGCCGUCGUCCAUCAAGAGCCAAGCCAUGACUGAUGCGAAUGCAUUAAAACUGACGCGCUGCCAUACUGAGGAAUACGACUCGCAGCUCCAACAAAAGGUCGACGCCGUCAAAGCAUUGAUACCGCAAGCAAAAGAUGCGGCCUGGGAGGUCCACGCCUCGCCGAAGACGGCGUUUCGAUUGAGGUGCAACUUUCAGGUCUGGCACGAGGCCGAGGGCGAGAAAUUACAUUAUGUCAUGUAUGAUGGAGAUAAUGAGAAGCGGACGCCGUUGCGGGUCGUCGACUUUCCGAGGGGCUGUGCGGAGACGCAGCGGCUGAUGCCUUUAGUGUUAGAUGCUCUGCGCGGGGAUGACGUGUUGCGAGAUAAAUGUCACGAGGUGCGGUUCCACACGACGCUGCGAGGGUCUUCUGUUGUGGUACUAGUGUACAACAGACCCAUUGAUAACGAUAAGAAUUGGAAGACGAAGGCCGAGAAAUUAGCUAAAGAAUUGAAAGUAGUGUUGGUCGGAAGGUCGAGCAAGUUCCGGAUUACGCUGAACGGCGACGCGCCUCGGGUACGAGAGAAAUUACGUAUAGCCGGGAAGGAUGUGAACUUGUACCAGCUCGAGGGCGAGUUCUCGCAGCCGAACGGAAGGGUUUGUGAAAAAAUGGUCACGUGGGCGGCGCGAGGCGGCGUCCGUGCGUCAUCGCCACAUAACGCCGUCGACGCGCAGGUCGAGCGCACGCAAAGCUCCAAGAACGACCUCCUCGAGUUGUAUUGUGGCAACGGCAACUUCACCAUACCUAUGUCGAGAAAUUUUCGCAAAGUCCUCGCGACGGAAGUGAGCAAGGCGAACACGGAGUGCGCCAGGGAGAACCUCACUGCUAAUCAAGUAAAAAAUGUCCAGUUCGCGCGGUUAAAUGCCAAGGAGACCGCGGACGCGCUCCAGCCCGAUGCGAGGCCGUUCAAGCGCCUCACGGAAGCUGCGGUUGAUUUGUCUUCAUUAAAACUCGAGACGCUGUUCGUCGAUCCCCCGCGCGCGGGCCUGGAGCCGGCGGCCAUUGGGUUGGCCCGUAGUUUCGACACGGUCGUCUACGUGUCAUGUAAUCCCGAGACUUUGGCGGACGAUGUCGAGCAGUUGAGCCAUACUCAUGAUAUAACGCAUGCGGCGGUCUUCGACCAGUUCCCCUACACGCGACACUGCGAGGCUGGUGUUUUGUUGAAGAAACGGUCGGGCGUCGAUCUGUCGACGGUGCCGGAGCCGCGCGCGCGGGAGAAGAAAAAAUCCAAACGCUACGCGGGCAAGCGCAAGGGCAAAGGGAAGGGUGGUGGGCAGGCGAAGAAGGGAAAGGUGGAGGAGGCAGCGAGCGGCGGGGACUCGGGGUGCGCCGUGAGCUAAGUUUCGUGCUAGGUUC
Molecule: messenger RNA, 1658 nt
Organism: Pelagomonas calceolata
Lineage: Eukaryota; Pelagophyceae; Pelagomonadales; Pelagomonadaceae
Source: the annotation of a GenBank genome assembly